GUCAAAUCUUGCCAAAAAUGGCAAAUUAGGAGACAGCAUGUCAUGCUGCUUUUCCGAAUGAGAUUUCUUUUUCAAAAUGAGCAUAAUGUUGAUUAUUCUGAGGGCUGUUUUGUGUGAAAGUGAAUGAGCUCAUUUUCGCGAUAGAUUCAUUGAUAUAUUCAUAUUUCUCAGACAAGACGGGACUAGUGCAACGCUGUAACUGAAAUAUAAAUGUUAACCCUAAAGGCAUGAAUUUUCCUUAUCCUUCUAGGUCUUGCCAUUUUUCCCCAUGAUAUUUUCAUAGCCACAAAAGCAUGAGAGCAAAGCGCUCAUCCUUGGUAAGCCUUGCUUCUCUACAGGCGUGCUGUGCCAUACCGGCCUGUGUACAACCAACAUGUUGCCCGGAAGAGAAGCAAAGGCAAUCACACACACAGAUCCCCUUAUUAGGCUCGGCGCCAGCACUGUGUGCAAAACAUUGAGCACUUCACUUAUCAGAAGAGAGAGAGAGGGAGAGAGAGAGGAAAUGGGAGCAGACUCAUUAUCAGUGAUGUUUGUUAUGCUAGUUAUUGUGACUUCAGAGUUUUGUCUCACAGCUGUUGUGUUUUAGACCUCUCUUGUAUAUUUAUUCCCACCACUGGCAAAUUGCCAACUCGAUAUAUAGUGAGAGAGGCCCUCCCCCUUUUUAUAGAAUUUAACUAUGUAAGUUACGAGUUAUACAAGAAUUGUUCCUCUGACAGUGUUCUGUUCACCUAACCCUUUCUCAUGUUUUGUGCCCAGUAGAAAAUGUUCUCUUUUGAAAAUGCAGUGACCCAACUAUUAAACAAAGCUCAUGGCCUCUGAAUUCCCAUACCCCCAAAGCCUGUAGAGACUGCAAGGUCAGAGAAGGUCAAAGCUUGUGUGUCUCUCUUUGGGAAGCAUUUGUGCACAGUACAUGCACUUCAGCUCCACAUAGUUAUACUACGUGCCGCCUAGUAUGUGAAAGUUCUCUUCCAGGGUUCACAACAGUUAAAGAUAAAAGCCUAAACUAUAUACAUGGAUACGAACAGUGCAGACAGAGAUAUGAUGGUACCUCCCUUACUGCUGUUUAUUCCGCAGUGGUGUUGAAUUCUUGAAUCUGAUUAUUCAAAAGGUGUUGAUUAAUUUUCUAUAACAGCACAGCUCUGGCAGGAGUCCCAGCUACAAUUCAAAUCAUAGGUUUUUAUCAACGUGCUCUUUCUAAUACGUUAUCUUUUCUAUAGUAACAGCUCAUUUAAAGAGACUUUUAUGUUGGAAGAUCUACAUAAUCUAAGGCUAACAGAUGGAUAAGAAAUGUGUUUUUUAACAAAGAAAAACAUAAUUGUUGAUAUGGUGAGCUGUUUGUUUAACAUUUAUGGAAGGAGUCCAGUAAGUUUUCUGUCAUUUGAAAGUCUUCAGGACAGAGCAGUUCACGCUUUCUUCAGUCACAUAACAAGCUGCAUUUUUUGGUCUUAUUAACUUUAAGAGAGAAAAAAGAGAGGCUGGUGAAUGAAUGACCAGUUAUAACGGUUAUAAUAUAAGUGAUAACAGGAACUAACUGCUUACCAUAUUUCCCAAUAUGAAAUGCAACUAUUAACGGUUAAAAAUCAUGACAUCAUUCGUCAAUAAAUUAAAACAUUGUAAUUGUUGGCAAGACUCACAAGUAAGUGGAAUAAAACUGCUGUUAUUGGAAAAUAAACACUUUGGUGUGAUAACAGUGAACAUUGUAAUUGUAAAGCAGUGGCUAUAUUUCAGAGGCUUUUGAAAUACAGUCAAUUUAACACUAGUAGAUGUGGUGUUAAAGCCCCUAAUGUGUGAGGGGGAGCUGGAACAAAAGGUGAGAAGGCAGCUGCAUCUGGUGUGGCUACACCACACCACACACACACAUAUAUGUGCAAACCUAUAGGCCAGGGAAAUGAAGAUCUGACUAACAGCUUUACUGCAAACCCCACAGUAACACCCAGCCUCCCUCUCGGACACUGAUGAAUUGGAGGCAGUUGCUGAAGGCAUAUAAGGACAGAGGGUGAGGGGAGGGUGGGCUGAGUGAGAGGAGAGCUGAUCGAGGUCCCACCAUUACAGGGUCACUGCUGGACGAGUCACUUCUGUCAGACAGGCGCAGCACACAGGACACGCCAUACUCUAUUUCUAUAAGGAUAUUGGUCAUGAGUGAACACGUGGAACUGUAACCAUCAGAGAAGGUCCAUAACUCAUCAUCAUCAUAAUCAUCUUCAUCUCCAUCAUCAUCAGAUUUUUUUCGAGUGGGAUUGGAACACAGUACAGACCCAGAGCGGAUGAUUUGCAGCCUGAGCAAACCGUGAACCGAAGGCUCUGCCAAGAGGCCUCGCUCUUUCCUUACUUACAUACUCCUUUUUUUCCACUGUGGGGGAAGAGUCACGAGCCCAGCUGCUUCAGACAGGUGGGACAGGGAGAGUGAGGGACAGUGUGUGGGCGAGAGAAAGACAGGCGCCUAAUUGCCAUUUGCGGUCCUGUACACUCAUCAGGACGGCCACAACCUUUGCCAUCUGAUCUCAUCACGAGCUCCACCCUGCCCCCACCACAACCCAGCCAAUCACAGCAGACAUGGGGAGGAAAAAGAUCCAGAUCCAGCGAAUCACAGACGAACGGAACAGACAGGUGACGUUCACCAAGCGCAAGUUUGGCCUGAUGAAAAAGGCCUAUGAGCUGAGUGUGUUGUGUGACUGUGAGAUUGCCCUCAUCAUCUUCAACCACUCCAACAAGCUCUUUCAGUACGCCAGCACCGACAUGGACAAAGUGCUGCUCAAGUACACAGAAUACAACGAGCCUCAUGAAAGCAGGACCAAUGCAGACAUCAUAGAGGCUCUGAACAAGAAAGAGCACCGGGAUUCGGAAAGCCCGGACCCUGAGGAGCCCUUCUCGCUCACACCUCGCACUGAGGAGAAGUACAAAAAGAUAGACGAGGAGUUUGAUAAAAUGAUGCAGAGCUAUAGACUGUCAUCUACAGUGCCAGCACCCACUUUCUCCAUGCCAGUCACAGUGCCCGUGUCCAGCCAGAGUCCUCUGCCCUUCAGCAAUCCCAGCAGCCUUGUUACCACUUCCUUUGUCACCUCCACGCUCACAGACCCUCGCCUGCUGUCACCACAGCAACCACAGCUCCAGAGGAACACAGUGUCUCCUGGUCUGCCACAGAGACCGGCCAGUGCAGCUAAUGGCUACAUCAGUGCCAGGGCCUCCCCAGGCCUCCUCUCCGUCUCCAGUGUCUCCACUGUCUCAAACGGUAAUAGCAUGGGGAAAGUAGUCCCAGCCAAGUCCCCCCCUCCGUCCAGCCCUCAGAUGGUGAGCAGUCGCAAGCCGGACCUCCGCGUCAUCACCUCUCAAAGCAGCAAGAGCCUCAUGCAGCUGACAGAUGAGGAGCUGGAGUUGGUGACUGAGAAUGCUCAGCGGUUAGGUGCCUCCCAGGUGACCCAGCCUUUGACUACUCCAGUGGUUUCCGUGGCAACGCCUAGUCUCCUGACCCCAUUCUCUAUGCCAACUGCCUACAACACAGAGUAUCAGCUGACAAGUGCAGAUCUCACAGCCCUUCAGGCGUUCACACCGCCGGGUGCACUGUUGCCGAGUAACGUGACCACUUGGCAACAGCAUCAGCCAUCAGUAUCACAGCAACCGCAGCAGCAGCCAUCCAUAUCCCAGCCUCAGCAACAGCAGCAGCAACCACAACAGAUCAGUCUGGCCUCACUCAGUAACCUUGUCAUGUGGGGUGCAGAUAAACAGAACGGGGAGAUGGCUAACUGCAUCUCCGGUCUGGCCGCUAAUGUCAGUGUGACCUCUCAGGCCAGCUUACUCUUGGGCAGGGAGGAUGGGCUCAGCUGGCCAGUGGGUCCCAUCCCUCACGGUGCCACUCUGACAGUGAACACUAACCCGAGCGUGAGCAUUAAGUCAGAGCCAGUGUCUCCUAACCGUGAGCGCACUACCCCAUGCUCCACGGCAGCUCUCAGCGUGUCCCAGUACCCAGGGACCGUGCGGGUAGAAGCCUCGGGCCGCUCGCCACUCCACACCAUCAGCAGCAGCAGUAACAGCAGCGAGCGAGAUGAGACAGGCCAACCACGGCCUCCGGAUUUCAGCGCGGCCACACUGGGGCCAAUCAGAGCAGCGGGAGAUCAAACAGCCUCUGCGGAGUCACAGGAGGGCGCUAAUGUCAAACGCAUGAGACUGGAUAACUGGGUCACAUAAAAACAACAAGCGAGAGCUACCCUCUGUCUCACACACACUCACACACACACACCUCUCUCUGACACACAAUUUCAUCUGCAACCAAGACACAUGCAUGCAACACACUCUUUCCUUGGCCUUUUUCUGUUUUUCUCUCUCUCUCUCUGUCUCUCUCACACACACACACACAGUGCAUAUAUGUACACACACAUGCAAGAUAGUCAUGGACAGAGGUGCCAAUGCAGGUGCACGUGCAGGCCUAAAGAGCUGGACCAUUCUGGACAGGUGUAGGAUGAGACAUUUUUGUUUCUACAGAGCAGAGAAGAAAAAAAAUGCCAGCUUCACUGACCUCUAAUCAGUCUUUACUGUCCUUAGCCCUGUCUUCACACCGACACACUUUACGUUUCUGAUCCGAGUCCGGCUAAACCGCUCAGACAGCCAAACACAAGCUGUUCAUCAUGGAGUGUAGAUUAAUCUCUCAGAAGCUGAUAUCCAGGUCUUGUUAUUGUUGUUUGAGGUUUUUCCCUUUUGUUUUCUUUCUCGUGUGUGUGUGUGUGUGUGUGUGUGUGUGUGUGUGUGAAGGCUUGUUUUUGCUGUUUAUUUUUUAUAGCUGUUCUCUCCUCUCAUGGAACUUUGUUCUUCUUUUGACUAUCAUGCUCAAACAGCUAUAGUACUGACUUACAAGAUAUCUGAUAAUGUUGCAUUUUAAUCAUCAGUCAGAAUCUGUCUUGUAAAUCAUGCAAAAGGAUGAAGUCUGAAUCUCUCAUGUACAGCUGACCUAAUCAAGGUUUAAAAAUAUUUCAGGGACGGACUAUGGUGACUCAUGAGGUGAACUCAGCCACACAAUUUCUUAACGAACAUAGAACUGCAGACAGACUGACAGUAAUAUUUGUGUGUACACAGUGUGACAGAAACGAUGUGGCAGUGACCGGUAAACAACCAAGUGCUCAGUUCAGUCAUGGUUUCAGAGUUUGUAUCCUGCCUUUCCUCUCUGCUAACUUGCGUCAAAUCCCUCAGCAGUGCACCUCUACAUGAACAGCUCAUUAGGGUCGCUCUUCGUUUGCAAGUGAGGCGACUGAAUUUUUCACUUUCUUCACUUUUGUACACACAAGUACGUAUGUUUGUACCGUACGUAUGGUGUAGUGGAAAUGUAGCCCUAUUUGUACGAUUUGAGUCCUGAUAUUAAAUACAAAUGUAUACACACGUUGCUCAGCUGAACACUCUGUCUUAAAGAGUGGGUGGCUGUAUUAGAGUCACUACCGCUAGUUUAUGUGAGAAGCAACCUAAGAUUCUGUAUUUAUUACUUGUAUGUCUGGCUUUGCAAUUCAGAUGUUUGUUAGUUCAACUUAUGAAGCAAGAUUUUCUUAAACUGUUGUUUUAAGAACCCAGAUGAGUUUAGAAGCAAUCUGAGCCAUUGAGGGCUCAGGGUUGCGGGUUUCUAGGCUUUCAGAGUGUGUAAAUAUCCAGUUUUCUCCCCUCCUUGUUUCUGGAGAGGCUCUUGUUUUACAAGAGGAGAUGAUCGGAGACAGAGGGGGGGUUUCUAGAACUCUCAGCACAUGGGCAUGAGGAUUGUACAACUGGAGAGGAGUGUAGCUUUGUGGUGAAGCUGAGGAAAAGCCAGGUGAGGGGGACUGUACAUAGAGAAACGUGUAUGAUCAUACACAUUGUGCUGGAUCUGCCUAAAGCAGAGCUGUAACUCUCAGUGGACAUGUCUUUCUAUUUCUAUGUGUAAAUAAAUUACCGUGUUGCGAGCAAGCCUAGUAGAGAUGCAGCAAGGGGCGCAGACAUGGGUAUGACUGUUUCAGGAUCGAUGCGGUUUUUUUUUGUUUUUUUUCCUGUAAUUGAUAUUCUGAUGGAGUGCACUUUAAAUCAAUCCCCACCAUCCCUAACACACAAACCCUUUUACUAGUCAGCUGUUUUUCAUAAGAGGGGAUGUUUUCUCUUUUUUCUAUUCCCAGUCACUUCUCUUCAUGUGCACACAAUUAACAGAAUACAGACACUGCAUUGCCCUCCUCACUUUUUUUGUCACACCACUGCUUUCAUUUCCUUUUCUUUCAUACUGGCUUGAUCACCUGGCUUUCAGUUUCAUGCAGUAUCUGCAGGACUAUCCCGACUGGUCUACAUAAACACACCUCCUUAAACAUAGACACUCCAUCCCUCCUCGCAGAAACAGCGCGUGCUGUUCAGGGAAGAAGAGCUCAUGUUUGUGGCCCCACGUUUCCUGCCUCGUUUUUUGAUGGUCAACAAUUAUUAAAGACAGCUGUCACCUUUUGUAAAAAGACGUUGUACUUAUGAACAUAAUAGAUUAGACUUAACUUGACACGUGUUGCAAAUGUGCAAUUCUCAAAAUGCAAAAAAAGAGAUGUCUAUUAUUGAAACAAUAAUGUACACAAAUUGUUUUAUGGUCAUUAGUGUAGUGAAUAAUAGAGUGCAUAGAAUGAAGGAUGAUUCAUUAUUGAUAAUGAAGAAUAGGAUGGGCAGCAAUCUCUGUUCAAAGUCUGUGAACAGAAUGGUUUUAAAUGAUUUAAACAGUGCUGUACAUGUAUUGGUAUCCCCAAUCUGUAGUCAAUAUCUGUCAUUUCCCUCAAAUGCUUAAAAAAGAGAGAUUUAGUGUGACAUAUCUAAUGAGAUGAAGUAUUGGUGAUAAAAGUACAGUCUUGCUCCUUGAAAAGGUGUUCCCUAAAUCAGGACUCACCCUGAAGUGUCUCAGAGGUUGGUUAAUUUGGCUAAAUAUUGCAUAGACUUUGUGGACUAGCUCCAUUAUAUAUAUGCUCAGGUGAGAUCUGCCUUGCAUCAGUCCCUCCAUCUUGGCAGCUGAUUUUUUUUUUUUUUAAACCUCGCCACCCCCUCCUUCCAUUUCCCAGCGUCUCUCACUCCCUUUCUCUCACUGUCCUUCUGUCUUUUGUUUGGCAAGCGGCCAUCUCACCUAAACCAUCACAACCAGUAUCCCAUAUCUCCUAGCCAAGAAAACACACACACACACACACAGAUACACACACUCGCCUAAUACCACCUCGGGUCUGCAUGUUGGAACGCCUGUAGACUUUAAGCCUGAGCUUUGAACAAAUUCUGAACAUUUUCUUGAGGUGUGAGAAGUUCACAAGCUCUGAUAAGGAUCUUUUGGUAAUAGUAAGAGUCAUUGUAUUCAAAAGGAAAGACAAUCGUCACGUGAAUAGUUAACUUUCGCCCCCAUAUCCCCCAUGUAUGAUGUUUAGAGAAGCUCAAUUUUUCUAGUGUUAAUUUGUGCUGGUGACAGUUCUAUUGUCUGUUUUUAUUAUAAUUGUUAUAAUGGUUAUCAUUACCAUUAUUGUUAUCACCUUUGAUGGUAAUAAUAAUGAUAAUUUAAAGAUUUAUAUUUUCUGCAUUUUUUGUGUAGGGUAGGCAUCUUAUUUUAUUUGAAUUUGACUUUAUUUUAUUAUAUAUGAAAUACUAUAUAAAUAUCUUUGUUUUCAGGUUUUUUUUUUCGAUUUUUGUUUUUAUUUUUUCUUCAAAGGGGUGUUACUAAUAUUGCACGAUUUAUUAAGACAGAAACGUCAGUAGUGAUAUUAGUACUUAUUGGUAACUGAGGGAAGUGAUAAACAAGCUGAUAGAGUGACCAGUCAAAUGCUGCAAUUUUUAGUCAAUUGUACAAAACUGUCUCUACACAUAGAAGAGUAGGGAUAGCCACUCAUUUAAUUUAUUCAGAUCAGACACAGAUGUCAAUGCAUGGGCGUAAAAACAAGCAAAGAAUGAGUCAUAUUAUAAUAACUGAAAUGUAAUUUCAUUAAGAAUAUACACCACACACAACUAGAAUAGAAAUUGAAGAAAAAAGUUUAAAGAAAAAUAGCUAAUAUAUUGUGUUCUGCUAGUAUGCUUUGAGUUUUGUUGUAAACAAAAGAUAUUUUCUGUUGUUUUCGGAGAAUGAUAUACAAUUUGUGUAUAUUUUCAUAAACAAAGUAUGCACUGAUAUGUUAUUACAAAUUAUAUACUGCUUUUACAAAAAAGUGUUUGUUAUUGUACCAAAGUAUCCAUUUGUCCUUUAUGACCUCCCCCCUCCCCCCUUUUGCGUAUGUUUUACUGUAUUUUAUAUAUUAAAUAGACAAGUUGACCUACAAAGAAG
Pangasianodon hypophthalmus (striped catfish) is the source of this 8260-nucleotide messenger RNA. RefSeq names its product myocyte enhancer factor 2d (gene mef2d). The coding region runs from base 2554 to 4182 and encodes 542 amino acids. NCBI's taxonomy places the organism in Eukaryota, Metazoa, Chordata, Actinopteri, Siluriformes, Pangasiidae. Gene Ontology annotation, biological process: positive regulation of transcription by RNA polymerase II; cell differentiation. The record is from RefSeq and is a predicted model, not a curated record. Gene Ontology annotation, molecular function: DNA-binding transcription factor activity, RNA polymerase II-specific; protein dimerization activity; histone deacetylase binding. The transcript has 12 exons.